This is a messenger RNA of Hippocampus zosterae (dwarf seahorse), 953 nucleotides long. It is a transcript of the gene pgam2, whose product is annotated as phosphoglycerate mutase 2 (muscle). Gene Ontology annotation, molecular function: intramolecular phosphotransferase activity. Gene Ontology annotation, biological process: glycolytic process. The transcript has 3 exons. NCBI's taxonomy places the organism in Eukaryota, Metazoa, Chordata, Actinopteri, Syngnathiformes, Syngnathidae. Bases 76 to 843 code for a protein of 255 amino acids. The record is from RefSeq and is a predicted model, not a curated record.
CGGGCCUCACUUUGGGUCAGCCGGAGUGUGUGCACAACUUAGAAGGACUGAGGAUCACGUCAAGCCGCUCCGAACAUGGCCGCUGUUCAUCGCCUGGUGAUCGUCCGCCACGGGGAGAGCGCCUGGAACCAAGAGAACCGCUUCUGCGGCUGGUUCGACGCCGAUCUCAGCGAGAAGGGCGUGGAGGAGGCGACGCGAGGAGCCAAGGCGAUCAAAGACGCCGGCAUGAAGUUCGACGUCUGCUACACCUCUGUGCUCAAACGUGCAGUCAAGACCUUGUGGACCAUCAUGGAGGGCACGGACCAGAUGUGGCUGCCCGUGAUCCGUACGUGGCGCCUCAACGAGCGCCACUACGGGGGCCUCACCGGUCUCAACAAGGCCGAGACAGCCGCCAAACAUGGCGAGGAGCAGGUGAAGAUCUGGCGUCGUUCCUUCGACAUCCCACCUCCACCCAUGGAUAAGGACCACCCUUACCACUCCAUCAUCAGCGAGUCCAGACGCUACAAGAACCUGAAGCCUGGCGAGCUGCCGACGUGCGAGUCGCUGAAGGACACCAUUGCCCGUGCGCUGCCUUUCUGGAACGACGUCAUCGUGCCUGAAAUCAAAGCCGGAAAAAACGUUAUCAUCGCGGCCCACGGCAACAGCUUGCGGGGAAUCGUCAAGCACCUUGAAGGUAUGUCUGACGCCGCCAUCAUGGAGCUCAACCUUCCCACGGGAAUUCCCAUCGUGUAUGAGCUGGAUGCGAACCUGAAGCCCGUGAAGCCCAUGUCCUUCUUGGGCGACGAGGAGACCGUGAGGAAGGCCAUGGAGGCCGUGGCUGCCCAGGGCAAAGUGAAGAAGUGAGAGCUAUGCUGAGAGUGAGAGGCAGACAAACAGAGAUGUUCCCAUUCGAACAUCCAUCCCUCUUUGUAUUCCAUUUCAACAUGGGGACACUUGGGUCUUGAUAUGGACGA